AUGCCGUCUUCAACCACAACUAAUACUACGUUCAGACUGAGUGGCUCCGGUUACGCUUCUCCUGUGGCGGCAAUGCCGAAAAGUGGGAAAGAAGAAAUGAGGUCAUCACCUGAGAGCGUUGGUCCUGCACCAGCGAAACCGAAGCAAUCGAAAAGCAGAAAUGGUAAGCACAGACACCGCCCUUACGCAGUUCGACAGAGGAGGAUGAGCCCACCAAUCUGUGUCUGGGGGAGUGAUGGAAUUUACACCAUUGUUGGAAUACUGAUCUUGUAUCGAUAGGAUGCGUUACAUGUAAGGCUAAGAGAUUGAAGUGCGACGAAUCUAAGCCUACCUGCCACCAAUGUGCGUAGAACCUUAUCGGUGAUUCCUGAGCAUUUUGGGCCUUGGCUCUUGGCCUGGUUUGGGAGUUAAGAAUGGGCGGUCACUGACAAAUGGGCUAUAGGUCAAAAGCGCGGGGUGCCCUGCGGGGGUUACAAGAAAGAUUUUAAAUGGAGACCCUUCGAAGAAGCUAGUCUGGGAAAGGCACCCAAACCUCCACGCAAAAGUACAGUUAUCAUCCACUAUCGCUUACCAGCCGGUAGCUGACCAUGUCUAGGUCUGGGAGCGUCAAAACCGAAGAGAUCUUCUCCCCCGCUAUCUAGUCCAGAAGCAUCUAUCACCACAUCUCCCGCGGCGCCUAUCGGGGCUCCCCAACCCUCACCUCUAGAAUCUAGCUUCGGCUCCCCAUCUGCACACUCACAAUAUGGGUCUUCACAGGAUACACCAUGUAUGCGUGAGCAGCGUUCAUCUAUAUCUCCAAGCGGUUUCGAUUUAGAUUCGGCGUUCUUGCUACCCCUGGACUCCCCGGGUCACAUAACAUCGCUGUCGACCCAGGCUCAGCCGGGCCUUCUCGGGUCGCAACAUCCAGGGGCCUUUGCCCUCACUAGCACGUCAGACCUAGCGCCCGCUUCCCCGGAUGAUAGGAAUGGUGUGCUUGGCGUAUCAGCCGAAUCCGAUGGGGGCACGCCGGAUGCCGCGGGCUCGCUCGCCCCUAUGAAUGGCUUGGUUCCGAUCACUUCCGCACCAAUGCACCAGCUCAUAGGUGUUCCAUCGUUUGGAUAUUCAGGGCCAUUUUAUUCCCCCACAGUCGAUACGAUCCCAGCAAUUGUGAAAGAGGAGCUGGAAGAGGAUGACGAGAUUGAGGAAGUCAUCCGUUCAGGCCCAAAUUCACAGUCCGACUGGGUGGUCCCCAUACUCCCAACUGCUUCUGCCAAUUCAUCAAGAUCUAGAUCUUCACGUGGGGGAGCAUUUGUCAGCGCGAACGACAUAUUCCGUCGACCAGCAGUCACGGCAGGUAGCCAAGAAAUGCUUGUACUGCACUUCGACAAGAACACAUGUGGCAUAAUGUCGGUCAAGGAUGGCCCCAACGAGAAUCCGUGGAGAACCCUCAUUUGGCCCCUUGCACGGGAUUCACCAGCCCUCUAUCAUGCGAUCGCAUCCAUGACAGCUUUCCACAUGUCUGGAGGCAAGCCGGAACUUAGAGUGCAAGGGAUGGAACAUAUGCGUCGCUCGAUCCGCUGCUUGGCCGAUGACAUUGACAUACGCAGCGGUGAUAACUGGAACGAGGCGGCACUCGCGACUACCCUAGUGCUUGCAUUUUCCGAAGCGUUUGAUCGACACACAUCCACUGGGAUAGAGCAUUUGAGAGGGGCUAAGAUUCUCGUCAAACAGGCCCUGGUAAAGCAAAGCACUGAUGAGGUUGCCCACAGGAGAUUGGGGUUCUUGUACAAUGUUUGGGUUUAUCUUGAUGUUCUCGCCCGUCUUACCUCCGAUGAAGAUGAAGAUGAUCAGGGACCUGGAUUCGCGUUGAAUAGGCCCUUAACACCUAUUAGUGAGGUUGACCCGUUGUUGGGUUGCGCGGCCACCCUCUUCCCUUUGAUUGGAAGGGUCGCGGGUCUUGUUCAAAAGGUCCGCGGGACCGACCGGAAUACAUAUGACAUUAUCAGCCAUGGUAUGAGGAUUAAGCAUCUACUCGAGCGGUGGGCCCCUGAGCCUUACUACGAUCCUCCAGAGGAUAGUUCUAGCGAUGUUGUGCAUUGUGUCAAGACCGCAGAGGCAUACCGUUACGCCACGCUUUUAUAUCUCCAUCAGGCCGUCCCGGAGCUCCCGUCUCUGGGCUCUCAUGAGCUUGCGCGGAGGGUAAUGCAGUUGCUUGCUGAAAUCCCCAUGACCUCUCGGAGUUGCAUAGUGCAUAUAUAUCCUCUUCUCGUUGCUGGCUGCGAAGCGAUAACCGAACGGGAAAGAUCCUGGGUCAAGGGCCGUUGGGAGGACAUGUGCUCGAGGUUGUGGAUCGGCAACGUAUCAAAAGCUUGGGAGGUUAUGAAGGAGGUCUGGGUGCGUAGAGAUAGAUUCUGGGAAUCACAGGAAGCCCUUCAGCGAUAUUCCCUAUCUCCGACUGGCACGCGGUUCUGUUCUCCAACAUUGGAUGCUCCAGUAUAUAAGGGCACAGUAAGUCCUGUGGGAUCUGGGAUGGAGGAGGUGUACGGAUGGGGAGGAGCUACCUUGGGCGAGGAUAGAGACAUUGAACCUCAGAGACGAACCAUGAUUGAUGAUUCCUCUGGGGGGCCGGGUGUGGCGGGCGGGAAUACUCCCUCGAGCAUACUUGCGGAGCAUGAGAUGUCGGUGAAGGGGAAUCUGCACUGGGUUGGCGUCAUGAGGGACUGGAAGUGGGAAGGUGAACACCCCGAGCAAAACGUCCGCCAAAAUUUGCUCACUGCUAACCUUUGGUAA
Tuber aestivum (summer truffle) is the source of this 2769-nucleotide messenger RNA. The record is from the annotation of a GenBank genome assembly. Lineage: Eukaryota; Fungi; Ascomycota; Pezizomycetes; Pezizales; Tuberaceae.